Cynoglossus semilaevis (tongue sole) is the source of this 9687-nucleotide messenger RNA. It is a transcript of the gene aard, whose product is annotated as ankyrin repeat domain containing 26. NCBI's taxonomy places the organism in Eukaryota, Metazoa, Chordata, Actinopteri, Pleuronectiformes, Cynoglossidae. The transcript is spliced from 44 exons. Gene Ontology annotation, molecular function: protein binding. The coding region runs from base 510 to 8606 and encodes 2698 amino acids. The record is from RefSeq and is a predicted model, not a curated record.
CACCACCAACCAGCAAGAGUUUUCGGAGUGUUUAGGUCGCCUUCAGUUUCUCUGAAAAAAAAAAGUAUUUUUUAUUGCGGCAUUCAACAAGUUUGUGACUGAGAGAACGCACGGUGACUACUCCAGACUUAAAUCGCUGGUGUUAGCCAGAGUAGCAUUAUAUCUGUGUAUUUGGAUAAACGUUGUAGUGUCAACGUAUACUCAUCGUAUCUCUGCUCGGGACGUUAGCAAGAUGAAGUUUAGCAUUCCAGAUGUUAGGUUUAGCUUUAGCUCACUGCGCGCCUGUUGAGAAGACGUUCGGACACAUAAACGCAUGUCCGGCUUUGUUGUCUAUGAGCUGCAACAACAGAUCCGGGUUUAAAUGUGGCGGUCUGGCAUGUAUUGUAAAGUGACGACGUGGGAGGCGCAGCACGGAGCCAACUGAAGGGAUGGGAGAGCCGCCUGUGGUGAUCCAGCAGACGAGUGGCAGGUAGACACGGUGCCCAAGCAAUGUUGUGCUGCUGUGUACAAUGAAGAAGAUUUUCAGCUUCGCCAAGAAAAAGAAACACUCAUCUGGUACCCCAGACAGUGGGAGCGUGUUAUCCCUUGGCUAUGAGCUGAAAGACAAGGACCUCGGGAAGGUUCACAAAGCUGCCUCUGUGGGUGAUGUGGCCAAACUGAAGCAGCUUGCCAAAAAGAAUGAUAUCAAUCAGCUCGACAAAGAGAACAGGUACGUGGUGUUUGGUGCACUGUCUCCGUUAAUGAUUGCUGCUAGUAAUGGACAGAUCGGUAUGCUGCGGCUACUUUUGCGCUUUAAUGCUGAUGUAACACUAAAGGAUACCAAAGGAUGGUCAGCUGAUGACUAUGCAGUAAUGAAUGGGCAUCACCCUUGUUCCCUUCUUAUCAUUGAGCACGGCACUCAGAGAAGCGGUGGUCCCUCUCAUUCUCAUCAAGGCCAGAACAAAAAGAAAAAAGUAUCAAUGACUGGAAGUCCUUACCAUGAUGUUGAAGCUGGCUUCUCACUUGGAGGACCAGCCACUGAUAAAGAUGAUGCCGAAGAUAUUUCUCAGUCAGAGUCACUUAGUCGUGUUUCUAAAAGUGCAUCUGAUGAAUGGCCUUCAUCUGAAGAAGAUGAGGAGGAGGAGCUGGUUUUGAGCAAAAAGAAACCGCAAAAAGUAAACCUAAGAAAGAUGAUUGCAACUAAAAAGGGUGAAGCUUCUGCACUGCUUGACCAAUCCUUGAGUGGUACAGAAUCUGAUCUGGAGAAUGACACUAGAAUCCAGAGAAUCCCUUCCCUUCAUCACCAGAGUUUACACUCCAGGAACGUUUUGCAGCAGCCAGUAGAGCCAGCUCCCAUUUCUUUCAUUUCCAAAGCACCUCAAAAGACCUUCAACCCACAAGAGAAAGCAGACACAGAAAUUGAGCAAAGGACAAACAGAAACACUGGUGAGGAGAGUUCAGAAGAAGAGGACUUGGGGGAUGAAGAUAGUGGAAAAGAAGAUGAGGAGGAGGCAGAGGAAGAUGAUCAUGAAGAAUGGGAAGAGGAGGAGGAGGAAGAAGACUAUAAUGAGGAUGAUGAAGAAAGUGAUGAGGAUGAUGACGAUGAUGAAGAAGGUGAUGAGGAUAAAGAAGAGGAAGAUGAUGAUGUUGAAGGAAGUGAAGAAGAGAAAGAAAAUGAGAACAGCAUUAACAACUUCGUGACCAACGCAUCUAAACUUAAGGAAGCUGAGAACCAAUCGAUCUGCGCUGCUCGUCCAACCACGGUACAAACUACAUCUUGUAAUGUCAGGUUUUGCGACUUUGGAAGAACCAGUGAAAAUAUGGAGUCCUCCCAGGUAGAUGCAAAAAUAAAUGAUGGAACUACUGGUCCUGUCUGCUCCGCUGGAACAGCAAGCUCCGCGAUGGCAACAUUAAACGUUGAGGAUGACUGUGUUGUGUCAGCCAUUAGGGUAGAGUCAAAAUAUUCUGACGAAGACGACAGCCUUUUAAAAGACGGCAUAUGGUCAAAGGACAAAAGCAUCAAGUUGGAUUUGAAAUGUGACACUUCACCGUCUCAGUGUGGUGCCGAGGUGCAUUCACAGAGCUUAGUUAAAGACGAACAACACGGUGCUUACGGUGAUGAAGAAAAGAGGGAGUAUAGUUGCAGAAGUGCGAUUGCCAGAAUUAAAAAUGAUUCAUCUCAAUUUAGUCCGGCAGAAAGCGACAGCGAUCCCGACAAUAAAGAUGACGCCAACCCCAAAAAAGGGAAACGCAGGUCUUCUUGGGGCUCCUCAUUAGACAGUGACACUGAUGUGGUCGAGGCCGAAGGGAUCAAAAAUGAGAGUCUUGAUGAGAAAACCGAUGUUCCAGUAUCAUUGCAGGGGAAAAGGGAAGCAAACAAACCAUCUCCUCAGAUUGAAGAUAAACACUGUUCCAUGGAGCCUUGGGAAGAAGUCCAAGAACAUCGUGAGAAGAAAACCAUUGACCUUCUCACUGCACCAUCACUGGAACCCUGUGUGAGAAACACAUCUAGAAAACACAAAAAGGAAAAGAGUGAAGUCAUAGCAGACGAUAUUAUUAAAGAUGGAAAAAAAGCCUUGCCUCAGACUGACAUUGACAAUGUGGACUCAGAUUUGCCCGAUGAAGCAGAGUCAGCAGCGAUUAAAAAUACAGCGUUAAGAAGCGUUAAUGACUCUCCCUCCCAGAAAGAGGAUUCUACUGGGGAGGAGGAGGAGGAGGAGGAGGAUGAUGAUGAAGAGGAGGAAGACGACGAUGAUGACAAUGAGCAAGUGGGGGAUGAUGAAGAGGAAGAUGAGGAGGAAGAUGAUCAGCCUGCACAGAUUGAAAAGUUGCCUGACGCCACAACCACUGUUCCUGUGACAGAGGUCACCAAGGAUAGGAGAAGAGAUUUUCUGUCAGAGCUGGGUCUGCAAAAGGAGGAGGAAGAACAUAGUUCCUGGGACUCUGAGUCACACUCUGAAAACCCCGAUAUGCUAGAAGAAAAACCAAACAUGGCCACGCAGAAGGAGGAAGAGGAAGAGGGGGGGUCUGCUGCUCAACAAGUGACUAAAGAAAACUUGUUUUAUAUUCCCUCCUUUUUAAGAGGGGAAGGAGGCGAUAGGGGGGCAGUCCUAAUGCCGUGGAGGAGUGUAGACAGGCCGAGAAGCAGCCAGGGAGAGGCUGAACACAAAGAUGAUGUCGUUGAACAUAAUGCUGACGAUGACACCGCACAAAGAGAGGUUGAGAAGCCGAAAUGGGAAAAACUUGGUCUUUUGAACAGACUUGAAGAGAACAAUGACAGAAAGACUGACCUAAUGGAGGAACUCGGUCUUGGAGAUGUUGAUGACCUUGAGGAUGCAUCAGACUGGGACUCCGCCAGUACCACCAGUAGAAGAACACUGCCCGGUCGCAAAAUUGCUUCCCCCAUACACGAUGAGAUACCAGAAAGCCCAGAUCCAACCAAUAAAGAACCAGAUGAAGAUGUAACACCGGUGACGCCUCAGAGGAGCAACAACUCUGACAUCAGCUCAUCCCCACAACCUUUACCUCACCCUCAACCACGGGCAAGAAGAUUGGUGCUUCAGAAAUCAGAGAGUGAAGACGAAUCGGACUGGAAACACGAGAACCUAGGAUCUGAGUCCACUACAGACAAAACAGACAAUCGCCUGAAACCCGCUGCUGAUAUUCAGACGAUGAACAAACCAGAUUCUUCUGAGCUCUCAUCAGUGGCAAGAAACGGUCAAACUCACCGGGAAGCUGACAACGGUCGUUAUAAGCUCUUGUCAAGACGUGGAGUUUGCAUUUUUGUCUUUUCUGUUGUUCUGUCUUGUCCACUCAUGCCGUCAAAGGAGGGACAUGAGACCGAAGAUUCAUGUGAGGUUGACCCUAAUAGCCAGUCGCCGUCAUCUCUCAUGAACUCGGACAGACCAGAGGUCAAUGACUUUAGCGAUCAGCCCAGUGUUGAAGAGACGGUCAGAGACAGUGGCGAUGUCCCGUGGGAGAAACGUUACGAGAAGCUGUGGGUGGAGGUGGAGAAACGUGACGUCAAGUCCACGUUCAAGAAUGUUGCUGGUGAACUGAAGGAAAGGUUCGGAGAACUGCUGAAAUCUAGAUGUUCAGCCGAAGAGGAACAGACCACCGCUGAGCAGAACUCGGCGGAAGAAUCGUCAAGUGAAGACGAAGAAGGGGAAGUCAUUGUACGUCCCACAGCGAGAGCAAGAAGAACCGUCCUCCUCCCCAUACCCGAGCAGAGGGAGUCUGGACAGGAGGAGUCUGUGACAGAGUCACCAGAAAACUCUCUGUGCGAAGACCCCAUGUCCAAGGAGGGCAGCACACAUCGGCCGAUUCCAGGUCUGCCCUACAGUGAUCACCUGGAAGAGUGCGGCUCGCCUUCACCGCACCUCCACGCUGACUUAGACUUUACUGUUCAACCUGCCUCUGAUGAUGACGGGGGCUCAGUUAUAGAAGAAGAGGAGUUUGAGUCGAUCCCACAGCAGCAGACUGACUCGGAGGAAAAAACUCCCGAUCAGCAAAUGGAAGAGACGAGUGCGGACAGUUCUGAGGAAGCUCGUGAGAAGGCCAAGGAGUCUUCUCACCUGGUUUCUGACCAGGAGCUGAAAGAGGAAGUGGAAAGGUUUAAACCUCAGGUUGGAAUGUUAACGAAGGUCUGCCUGGAUUUGGAGAAAGAAAAGAUUCAGCUAAAGAGAGAGGUUGGUGAAGAGGUGACAGAGCCCUUAGCAGAGGUGCACAAGGCCAGUGCUUCCUGGGACGCAGGAAAAGAGACAUUGAAAGAAGUGGGUACUGGGAAACCUGAGAGCAGUUCAAAAUGUGUGUCAGGAUCAUCAGGAGCAGUUCACCAGGAUUUGCAGUCUGCAGGAGCUCAGAGCCCCAACGGGACAACAGUGUUAUCACAUCUGCCAUUGCAGCAGAGCAACAGUAGCAACAACAACAAGAAGAACGGACUGACGGUGGAGGAGACCACAAAGACGGAGGUGGUCAGAGGGGCCCGGCACGGCAGGGCUCCUCAGACCAACACUCACGUCAAUGGAGACCCUCUGUCUGUGUUUGACGAUAGCACUUUGAGUGACGUGUCAGACAAUGAAGGAAUGAAUGAAGGACAAGGAAGGUUGCCAUCUAGUGGACAACCAAAGAAUGAGAAGCAAGACGAAAUGGAGAUGACAGAAGACUUCGAUGAACUCACUCAGUCCUCGGACACGGCCACAGACGAGAUCGACUCUCCUACUUCAGGCUAUCGUCAUGCAUCCAUCCUCAUUCAGAAGCUUGACUCGGCCACCUUAGACUCGAGCACCAUGGUGAAGCUGCAGAACAUUUUCCACGAAUAUGAGCGAUCCAUCCAAAAAGCCAGGAGUCGACACGGUUCCCUGGCUGACAAGGUGUGUCAGCUGGAGCUGGAGAGAGCUGAGCUGAAUAUUGUUCUUGACGAAGUUAAGGACGUGAAGUCUGCUUUAGAGCGCAACCAGCUGGAAUUACAAACUGAAGUUACAAACCUGAGAUUUCAGCUGAAACAGGAGCAGGAGAAUCGCCGCAAUGCUACCAUGAUGUACAACAACACCAAAGAUAAGCUGAGGAAAAUAGAGGACCAGCAUCAGUUGGAGGUUCAGGAGAGACAAAAGGUGGAGCUGACCUACAGGAACCUGGAGUUGGAGAUGAGGACACUGGUGGCCAACAUAAAACAGCUGGAAGAGGACCACAGCGAGACCCAGAGACUGUUGGCUCAGGAGCGUAGUGCGAGGACGCUGCAGGAGAAUCUGCUCAACGGUCAUCUUCGCAAGCAGCAGGAAAUCGAGGAGGAGAACAAGAGAAAUGUCUUCAAAAGCAACGAGGCCUUGUCUCAGCUCACUGAGGCCACUGACAGAGAGAGGGAGCUGCUCCGACAAACGGCGACUUUACAGGAACAGCUGACCAUCCUCAGGGCCGACCUACAGAGCUCGCAGGCCAACAGCGGUCUCAAGGAAAGCCAGAUCUUGGAGGAGAACGAAGCCCUCAAGGAGCAGCUGGAAGAUGCUCGGCGGGAUCUCAAACUCAACAGCGAUGCCUUGACCCAAACCGUCUUCAGUUCUAAUAAUCAGGUGACGGCCCUGAAGUCCGAGUUGGCAAUGAUGACGACGCGUCUGGAAAAUGAGCGACAGUCUCGUGAGACCUUGGAGGUGGAGGUGGAGUCGACUCGCACCCGUCUGGCUGGGGCAGUGAACGAGGCUGAACGUUGCCUCGCAGCUCAGGCAAGUGCAGAGAAAGCUCUGCUCCGGGAGAAAGAAGACCAUCAACGUCUGAAGGACAAGCUCUCAGGUGAAGCAGCCAGUCAGCGAGAGACAGUUAGCAGCCUGUCCCAGAAGUUGGCCAAGACGGAGGCAAGUGCAAACAGCAUGGAGAAUGAAGUUCACCGUGUCUCACUGCAGCUGACAGAAAAAGGUCUCCUGCUGGAAGUCCUGCAGCGUGAGAAGGACCAAGCACUUGCACGUGUCAAAGAACUGGAAACGGCUUUAAAUGCAGAAAGGGAGCAGGUCAGUCGCGCCAAGGCUCGGCAAGAGGCCUCACAGGAGAGACUGGCCCAGAACCAAAGUGAGGUUAUGUUAUUACGCCAACAACUGGAGGAGUCUCAGAACAAAGGAGAUGCGAAGGAGCGCGCCGUUACAGACGCACAGGAGCGCUUCAGUGACAUUCUGUCCAAGCUGAGGUCUGACUCUGAGGAGAGGGUUCAGAUGGUGGAGGAGAGGAACAAGGAGCUCUCCAGCAAGGCCGCUGAUCUCCGAGAUCAGAUCUACAAGUUGGAGGAAGAGAGGAAUGAUAGAGAGACUAACUUGCGGCAGCUGCAGCAGGAACUCGCUGACUCUCUGAAGAAGCUGUCAAUGAGCGAAGCCUCUCUGGAGGUCAACACACGCUAUCGCAGUGACCUAGAGGAGGAGAAGACUCGCCUUCUCAAAGACAUGGACAGGCUUAAAGGAAAGCUGGAGGACAGUGAGGACCAGUACCUGCAGGCAGAGAAACGAUUUAAUGGUCUGAAGAGCAGUUUGGACGAAAAGGACAAGGAACUUGACACUACCGCUCAGAAACUCCAGGAGGCACUGUCAGCCUCAGCAGCCUCAGGCACCACCAUCAAACAACUGGAGGAUGCUGUGCAGAAGCUGGAGAUAGAGAACGCCAGGCUGGAAGCGGCUGCGAAGCAACAAUCGAACAAGAUUGAUGCUCUGCAGAAAGGGGCCCAUGAAGCUGCCAUGCUCUCUGACUUCUCACCUGGAGGAGGGGUCAGAGGUCAUUUGGAAGACUUGGUUACAAACCUGCAGAGCAGUAAGAUGACUUUGGAAGACCAGCUCAGUAGAGAGGUCCAGAGGCAGAACGCCUUGUCGCACACGGCUCAAGACUCUCAGGCCUUAUGGGAGGAUGAGCUGAAGAGUCGGUCGAAGUUAGGUCUCCGUAUGGCAGAGCUGGAAAAAGAAAGAGGAGAACUCAACACUCAGGUGGAAAUCGAGAAAAAGAAAUUCAAAAAAAUGGCCGAGCAGAAGAAGGCAGUUGACACUCGUCUGGAUCAAGAGAUGAACAGAAACACAGAACUCCAGAAGGAAAUGUACCGGCUGCGUACUCUGUUGAAGACUGCAAAGAAGAAACUGCGGGAUCAGAACUCUGCCGGAGGUUCUCCUAUGAGUACUAUGCAGAUGGACUUUGGCAGAAACAGUCAGGCUGAUGGAGGCCUUGGGCGGAUGAGAGAAAAGCUGGAUGAUCUUCAGAUGCAGCUGCAGAGGGAAGUGUCUCGCUGCGGCCAGCUCGAGCAGACGAACAGAGAGCUCAAAGAUCAGCUGGCCCAAAAGAGCUACAGCCACAGUAGCGACCAGCUGGAGAGAAGUAAGAGGCAGCUGGAGGAGGAGGUGUCGGACCUGAGGCGCAGGAUGGAGACUGCUCAGAUGGAGCAGGGACAGGCUGAGCAGUUUCGCCGUGAUGUGGAGGAGAAGGCCCGUCAGGAGAUUCAAAGGAAACUGGACCAGGUCAACCUGUUCUUACAGUCCCAGGCUGCUUCCCAGGAGGCACUGGAUCAGAUCCGAGCCGCCAAUGAGUCCAACGUACGCUCUCAGCUGGAGCAGAAGAUCCGGGAGCUGGAGGCAGCACUUCUUCAGACCCGCACAACCCAGCAAGAAAGCCUCAUACAAAGAGACUCCACUCGCACCGAACUGGAUCGAUACAGAGAGCUGUACUCCGAGGAGCUGCGUCUGCGCAAGUCUUUGUCGGCCAAACUGGACAGGUCCAACACUCGUCUUGCAGAAGCUAAUUCUAAGUUGCUCAACGAGCGCAGCAGGUCUUUUAUCACAAGCAGUAUUGCAAAUGGUAGCCUGGUGAACCCCUCGCUGGACGUGGGCGCUCUGGUUUCACCAGGAGUCACACUCAACCGGAGCCUGGGUCUGGGUGUUCUCAGCCCUGGGUCUGAGGGACAGAACAGCAGAGUGGAGGACUAUCUGGCAAAGAUGCAGAGUGAGCUGGAUAAAAACAUAUCGAAAGAGUUGAACACCGCCACAGCAGAGCUGGACAUUGCCACCAUGCGUUUGUCACCUGUUGGCUCGGCCUCCAGGGUGGACCUGGACCCCGUCAGUAGGGCCACGCAGCAGUACUUGGAAGUUCUGAAGAGGAACAAUAUGAUCUGACUCAUUUCUCUACUUGUACCGUUCCAGCUCCGCGUUUCAAGGCCAGUUCCACAGCUCUGGUAAUGGUACCGCCAGGACCUCACUCUGUACAGACGUUUUGUUUUCUGUCGUACGUGGUUAAAAACAAAGAAAUGCACUUUGCACUUAAUCCCACCUUAACCCACUCAGGAACAAAGGGCAAGAGUCUCGUAAUAUUUUUCAAUGUCAAAGGGUACGACGAGUGAAAACGUUUGGAAGUAUUUCUUCCUCUAAAUUAACAUUUUCCCAGCAGAAAAUAUAGUGUAUAUACAGAGUUAGACUUUGUGAAUUUUGGUGUUCCUAAAUUUAUACAUAUUUGACACUUUUAUAAAAAAAAAUUAAAAAAAAGACUUUGGCCAAGAUUUCAACUUUACCACCAUUUCUGCCAUUAAUGGUGCAUUUUUUUGUUUUGGUUUUUUUUUGUCUUGGUUCUGAAUUAGAUGUAUUUGCAUAUGGUGUCAAUGACAAAUGUAUUUAUUAUGUCUUCUUGGUUUAUUUACAUAUAUAUUUAAAAGAGACGAGCUGGAUUUCUCUCUAGCGACUUCUGAUGAGUGACGACUUUUGUACGACCCACUCUGACAGCGGUUUCGGCCUACAUUAGGAGCCUCCAUAUGAAGGUUGUUCCAAACAUUUCAGGGAACUAGGCACAGGUGUUCUGUGUGAUAAAGACUGAUUCAGAACUCAGCCUUGACACAUGAAGGAAAGUAAGUACCAACUGUUUUGAUCUGUUCAUCCAUUUAUGAUUAUAACAUUGUUUUUGUUCCUAAACAUAUUUAGGAGAGUAGGGAUACACAGUGGUAGAGCAGUCGGUGAUCUUGCCUUACAGUAAGAAGGUCAACAGUUUGAUAUCCAGUGGUAACUGAUGGUCUUUUCCAUAUGACAUUUUCAUGUUCUCCAACUGUACUCUCCAACUUCCUCCCACAGUGCAAAUAUACUCUCUUACCAGGAGCCGGAAAAGUAUCAUUGGAAAAACAUCAUACAGGAUGUACAGCAGUACUAAAGUAUUUUAGUUUUUCAGAUUCCUUUGUCUCUGGUUUUCAAGAUAAAACGCCGCUUUAACCCA